Molecule: messenger RNA, 1835 nt
Organism: Chironomus riparius
Lineage: Eukaryota; Metazoa; Arthropoda; Insecta; Diptera; Chironomidae
Source: the annotation of a GenBank genome assembly
CCUUAUCUUAACGACAACAACUCUUGAUUAUAAAAACAAACCAUAAUUCUCUGAUAAAGAUUUAACAACUCAGUAUUUGUGUGAAUUUUAAGGCACAAAAACGUAAAAAACAUUCAAUUAUGUCAGAAUAUUUAAUCGCUGACACAGAAUACGGCAAAGUUCGUGGCGAGAAAAUUAUUUCAGAAGUUGGAGUUCCAUACAUUAGAUUUUUGGGAAUUCCAUAUGCAAAACCACCUGUUGAUAAUCUUCGAUUCCAGAAUCCCAUAAAACCGAGUGCAUGGGAGGGCGUGGUAGACGCAUUAGUCGAGCCCCCGCCAUGUGCAGGCAAAAAUAAUUACAUCAAGCAGUUCGUUGGGUCUGAUGACUGUUUAUAUUUGAAUAUCUAUACGAAGAACCUUAAUCCUGAGAAAAAAUGUGGCACAAUUGUUUACAUACAUGGAGGAGGUUUCAAAAGCGGAAGUUCAACUCUCUACUCAUAUAGCCCAGAUUACAUUCUCAUGUCAGAUGUCGUUUUUGUUAUCUUCAAUUAUCGUCUUGGACCAUUAGGCUUUGUCAACUUUAAUGACAAAAGUUUGAAUAUUCCCGGAAAUGCAGGCAUGAAAGACCAACAAAUGGCAAUGAGAUUUGUGCGUGAGAAUAUUCAACAUUUUGGUGGUGAUCCAGAGAAUAUAACAUUAAUGGGCCAUAGCAGUGGUGCAUCAAGUGUCGGAUUGCAUUGUGUGGCUGAAAGUUCAAAGGGAUUGUUUGAUAAAGCAGUUUUGAUGUCUGGAUCACCACUUGGACUUGAAUGUGAUAUUCUUCAAUUGAAUUGGACGAAGAGACUAGCUGAAAAGUUGGGAUAUGAUGGAGAUUUAGAAAAUGAUAAAGAUGUGCUUGACUUCUUAAACAAAGCGGAUGUAUUAAAGAUGUCUGAAGUUGGUGGUAAUCUAGCAACAGAAGAUGAGAAGAAAAAACUCGGAGUUGAAUUAGUAUUCGCUCCACAUAAGGAACUUUAUGGAACCGAUUCAACAUUUUUGUUGGAUUCUCCAAUUGAUUUGAUGAAGACUACAUGGAGUAAUGAUAUUGAUAUUAUGAUUGGAGCAACUGAAGACGAAGGAAUUGGCGAGACUGAAUGGAAUUAUAUGCAACAUGUUUUAACUGAACUUGUCAAUCCACUGGAUAGUCCAAAAGCUAUUGAAUUAGCAGAAAAAUUGAGGAGUUAUUAUGAAAAUGAAUUUAAAGAUCAGCAAAUAGCAUUUGAUAAGUUCAAAGCCGAUUCAUUCCGAUGGUGCAUCAUAACAAGACUCAUCAAAUCACGACAAUUAUCAGCUGGCAAAGGCAAGACAUACUUGUACAAAUUUGCUGUUGAUUCACCAACCCAAAAUCAUUAUCGCAAUCGAUGGUUUGGACUUGGUUCGAAAGGUGUUUCGCAUGCUGAUGAGCUUUCUUAUUUCUGGAAGAAUGGACAAGGUGAUGUGCCACCACUAGAUUCUAUGGAGUUUGAAGCUAUCAAACGUUUUACCUCAAUAUUUGCAUCGUUUGUGAAUACUGGAAAUCCAAAUAAUCCUGAAAUUGGAGAUGUUGAAUGGGAACCUGUCAAUAGUGAACCAUACAAAGGAUUGAUUAUUGAUCAAAAGCUAGCUAUUGACGUCUUGGAUGAAACCAAACGAUGUUUAGAGUUUUGGAACAAGCUUUUUGAAGAAAAUGGAGCUAAAUUUUGUUAAAAAUUCAUUUGAUGUGCUUGAAAUCUUACAAACUUUGUUAUCAACUCUAGACUUGUUUUUUAAAAUACUCUGAUAAUAAAAAAUAAAACCACUUGAAAUUCUUAACCAUUUCUCUUUUUAGCUCAUUUUUGA